Messenger RNA from Lepisosteus oculatus (spotted gar), 1159 nucleotides. Its product is annotated as C-type lectin domain family 4 member E-like. Lineage: Eukaryota; Metazoa; Chordata; Actinopteri; Semionotiformes; Lepisosteidae. The record is from RefSeq and is a predicted model, not a curated record.
UCUUGAGUUUGGCCAAGUGACUACAUACAACUCAGGCUAUGGAGUCAGAAGGUUUUUACACUGAUCUCGUCUAUCCAAAAGAGAAUGUGUACGACACCAUAGACAUAGGUAAGACUGUGCACAGGAACCCGGAAUCCCAGCAAACAGGUGUGGUGGAAUCAGACGUCAGACCACGUCCUUACAGACUACCCACCACAUGUCUGGGGCUGAUGUGUGCUGUCUUGCUGACUGUCAUCAUAGCCCUGAGUGUCUACUAUAACGUAUUCUCUCACAGUGUCAGUGCUACUGACCUGUUGAGUGAUACACUGGUUCAGCACACAGUGAACCACAGCAAUCUGGCUGCUUUCAAUAAGGAAUUCAAGGAGGGGGAAAAUAGUAUUGGUUCAAAAGCCAUAGAGCUGAACAAAAUUCUACAGGCAUUUUCAGACAGCUUCCCUGUUAUACUGGAGUACUGUCCUGUUAACAGUGAGACACAGAUGAGACGCUGUUCUCCCUGUCCAAAGAACUGGCUGCAGCACAAUGAGAAAUGUUACUUCUUUUCCUCUGAGACAAUGAACUGGGUAAACAGCCGUUCUUACUGCAGCUCAAUGGGGGUACGGCUGGUGAUUAUCGGCAGUGUGCAGGAACAGGCCUUCAUCUGGAAGAUGGUGAAAAAGUCAAAGAAAGAUUUCUGGAUUGGGCUGAGAAAUGUUUGCAAGAAGAGAGGUUGGCGCUGGGUUAAUGAAAACCGGCUGCAGAGGUACGUUUAUUGGAAACCUGGACAACCUUACAAUGGCGAACAGAGACGGUCCUGUGUGGCUGCUGAAGCUGGUGUCAGUACCCUCAAUAACUGGAAAAACCAUGAGUGCACUGACAAACUGCCCUGGAUCUGUGCAGCUGAAGCCCUGAGAGUCCCUCCAUAGACUCUCUAUGUGUGAAGGUACUGCAGCCCUCUCUGCAUAGACACACUGGUGUCCUGGACUCUGCAAUCUAAUUUCAUCCUACAAUAUGCUUUUAUCAAAGAUUUUUUGUGCAUAUUAUAGAAACAUUGUCCUAUUAUUUACAUUCAUUCGGUGCCUUGCAAAAGUAUUCACUCCUUUCCAAUAGUGUUGGGUGUUGUUUAAUAUUAAACUAUGUACUGUAUAUAGUACUUUUCUGGACACUCCACUCAACGCGCUUU